CGGCUGGUCUUAAAGGGGACGCAGCCUGAGUGGCGGUUCGCGGGGUGGCCCCCGCUCCGGCUCCUCCCCGUUUCCCGCACCUCGCCCCUCCCCACGCAUCGUCCCGCAGCCCGGCAGCCCAGCGGCAGCGCGGCUGACUCGGGAUCCCUGGGUUCAAGCUUGUGCAGAGCUGGGUGGGGAGUUUGGACUUUGCAGUGAAAGCAGCAUCCCUGCCGGCUGGGACCUGGCGGAGGGUGUCCCCACUCCAGGGGGAGCAGAGGACUCGCCCUGACCUAGCCUGGCCUAGCCUAGUCCUGCCAGGCCUGAGCGCCCCGCCCAGAAGCCGGCUCUGAGGCCGGGGCCACCGGGGUCCCAGAGCGUGGCGCCAUGGACAAGAUCCUGGAGGCGGUGGUGACGUCCUCGUACCCCGCGAGCGUGAAGCAGGGGCUGGUGCGGCGCGUGCUGGAGGCGGCGCGGCAGCCGCUGGAGCGGGAGCAGUGCCUGGCGCUGCUGGCGCUGGGCGCGCGCCUCUACGUGAGCGGAGCCGACGAGCUGCCCCGCCGCGUGGGCUGCCAGCUGCUGCACGUGGCCGGCCGCCACCACCCCGACGUCUUCGCUGAGUUUUUCAGCGCGCGCCGCGUGCUUCGCCUGCUGCAGGGGGGCGCUGGCCCGCCGGGCGCCCGCGCGCUCGCCUGCGUGCAGCUGGGCCUGCAGCUGUUGCCAGAGGGGCCGGCAGCUGACGAGGUGUUCGCGCUGCUGCGGCGGGAGGUGCUGCGCACCGUGUGCGAGCGCCCGGGGCCCGCCGUCUGCGCUCAGGUGGCGCGGCUGCUGGCGCGACACCCGCGCUGCGUCCCCGACGGCCCGCACCGCCUGCUGUUCUGCCAGCAGCUGGUGCGCUGCCUCGGCCGCUUCCGCUGCCCCGCUGAGGGCGAGGAGGGCGCCGUGGAGUUCCUGGAGCAGGCCCAGCAGGUGAGCGGGCUCCUGGCGCAGCUGUGGCGUGCCCAGCCCGCCGCCAUCUUGCCUUGCCUGAAGGAGCUGUUCGCCGUCAUCUCCUGCACAGAGGAGGAGCCACCAUCUAGCGCCCUGGCCAGCGUGGUUCAGCACCUCCCGUUGGAGCUUAUGGACGGCGUCGUCCGGAACCUCAGCAAUGAUGACAGUGUGACAGACUCUCAGAUGCUGACUGCCAUCAGCAGGAUGAUCGACUGGGUGUCGUGGCCCCUGGGGAAGAACAUUGACAAGUGGAUCAUCGCACUGUUGAAGGGCCUGGCUGCUGUUAAGAAGUUCAGCAUCUUGAUUGAAGUUUCACUCGCCAAAAUUGAGAAGGUUUUCUCCAAGCUUCUGUACCCCAUUGUCCGGGGAGCUGCCUUGUCUGUCCUCAAGUACAUGCUCCUGACCUUCCAGCACUCCCAUGAGGCCUUCCACCUGCUCCUCCCUCACAUCCCGCCCAUGGUGGCCUCUCUGGUCAAGGAGGACUCCAACUCGGGGACCAGCUGCCUGGAGCAGCUAGCGGAGCUGGUCCACUGCAUGGUCUUCCGGUUCCCAGGCUUCCCAGAUCUGUACGAGCCUGUCAUGGAGGCCAUUAAGGACCUCCAUGUUCCCAAUGAGGAUCGCAUCAAGCAGCUGCUGGGGCAGGAUGCCUGGACCUCGCAGAAGAGUGAGCUGGCUGGUUUCUACCCCCGGCUCAUGGCCAAGUCAGACACGGGCAAGAUUGGUUUAAUCAAUCUGGGCAACACAUGCUACGUGAACAGCAUCCUUCAGGCCUUAUUCAUGGCUUCUGACUUCAGACACUGUGUGCUCAGAUUGACUGAGAACAACUCCCAGCCCCUGAUGACCAAGCUGCAGUGGCUCUUCGCCUUCCUGGAGCACAGCCAGCGGCCUGCCAUCUCUCCAGAGAACUUCCUCUCUGCAUCCUGGACACCCUGGUUCAGCCCCGGCACCCAGCAGGACUGCUCAGAGUACCUGAAGUAUCUGCUGGAUCGGCUACACGAAGAGGAGAAAACGGGGACAAGGAUCUGCCAAAAACUCAAGCAGUCCAGCUUGCCCUCCCCUCCCGAGGAGCCCCCCGGCCCGAGUCCCACCUCCGUGGAGAAGAUGUUCGGAGGCAAGAUCGUGACUCGGAUACGCUGUCUCCGCUGCCUCAAUGUCUCCUCCAGGGAGGAGGCCUUCACGGACCUCUCUCUUGCUUUCCCCCCCACUGAGCGCUGUCGCCGCCGCCGCCUGGGCUCAGUGAUGCUCCCCGCAGAGGACAUCGGGGGCCGGGACCCCCCCCCACCCUCCCGAGCCCAGGUUCCAAGCAGGGUGGGUCCUCGGAGGCAGAGGAAACACUGUGUCACUGGGGACGCGCCCCCCUCCGUCCUGGACAUUGAAGGCCUGGGCCCCCAGGGAGCUGGCGGGCAGAGCAGUGGGGAGGAGGAGGUGGAGAGGGAGGAGGAAGCACAGGAGGAGGAACGGCCCCGAGAGGGGGAGGGGGAGGGGGAGGGGGAGGGGGGCAGAGAGAAAGAGGAGGGGGAGGAAGAAAAGACGGAGAAGGAGAAGGAGGCCGAGCCAACGGAGAAGGAAGAGGACAGCCCGGGGCCAGGGACCCACUGGGGUGGCGCCACCCCCGCUGGGGAGGGCUCCCGCUCCGUGCUGGACCUGGUCAACUACUUCCUGUCCCCCGAGAGGCUGACGGCCGAGAACCGCUACCACUGCGAGCCCUGUGCCUCGCUGCAGGACGCCGAGAAGGCGGUGGAGCUGAGCCAGGGGCCGCGCUACCUCAUCCUCACCCUGCUGCGCUUCUCCUUCGACCUGCGCACCAUGCGCCGCCGCAAGAUCCUGGACGACGUCUCCGUGCCCUUGCUGCUGCGCCUGCCGCUGGCCGGGGGCCGGGGCCAGGCCUACGACCUCUGCAGCGUCGUCGUGCACUCCGGCCUGUCCUCGGAGAGCGGCCACUACUACUGCUACGCCCGCGAGGGCGCCGCCCGCCCGGCCCCGUGUGUGGCUGCUGCCGACAGGCCCGAGCCCGAGAACCAGUGGUACCUGUUCAACGACACUCGGGUGUCCUUCUCCUCCUUCGAGUCUGUCAGCAAUGUCACCUCCUUCUUCCCCAAGGACACGGCCUAUGUGCUCUUUUACCGGCAGCGGCCCGGGGAGGCGCCCGAGGCCGAGCUGGGCUCUCCCAGAGGCCGGACGGAGCCCACCCUCCACAAAGAUCUGAUGGAGGCCAUUUCCAAAGACAACAUCCUUUACCUGCAGGAGCAGGAGAAGGAGGCCCGGAGCAGGGCGGCCUAUAUCUCUGCGCUCCCCGCGUCUCCGCGCUGGGGCAGGGGCUUCGAUGAGGACAAGGACGAGGACGAAGGCUCUCCGGGAGGCUGCAGUCCUGCGGGCGGCAGUGGCGGGGACUUCCACAGACUGGUCUUCUAACGGGGGCC
Molecule: messenger RNA, 3389 nt
Organism: Odobenus rosmarus divergens (Pacific walrus)
Lineage: Eukaryota; Metazoa; Chordata; Mammalia; Carnivora; Odobenidae
Gene: USP35
Product: ubiquitin specific peptidase 35
Exons: 11
Coding region: 367-3381 (1004 amino acids)
Biological process (GO): protein deubiquitination
Cellular component (GO): cytosol; nucleus
Molecular function (GO): cysteine-type deubiquitinase activity; cysteine-type endopeptidase activity
Source: RefSeq, a predicted model, not a curated record